This is a messenger RNA of Fulmarus glacialis (Northern fulmar), 557 nucleotides long. RefSeq names its product olfactory receptor 52E8-like. Gene Ontology annotation, biological process: G protein-coupled receptor signaling pathway. Gene Ontology annotation, cellular component: membrane. Lineage: Eukaryota; Metazoa; Chordata; Aves; Procellariiformes; Procellariidae. The record is from RefSeq and is a predicted model, not a curated record. Gene Ontology annotation, molecular function: olfactory receptor activity.
AUGGCAGCUGUCAGUCACACUGGCUUCGGACCCAGAACGUUCAUCCUUGUUCGACUCCCAGGCAUGGAGAGGUCUUACCUCUGGACUUCCCUCCCCUUCUUUUCCACGUAUGUUAUUGCACUUCUAGGCAGCUUCAUCUUGUUCUUUAUCAUGUCAAGAUAGCGAAGCCUUCCCGAGCCGAUGUACCUUUUCCUUUUUGCAUUACCAGAGUUGCUGUUAUCAACCUCCACGGUGCCCAGGACGUGAGCUGUUUUCUGCGUCAGGGUGAGGGACGUUUCUUUCGGUGCCUGCCUUGCCCAGCUGCUUCUUGUUCAUUUUAGUUUUGUUGCCAAGUCAGCGAUUCUGCUGCCCAUGGCAUUUGGUUGGGACGUUGCCAUCUGCAAUCCCUCCCACAGAGAUAGAGCUGGCAGCUUUGCCAGCCGUCUCCGCAUCGUCCUCCCCUUCGUUUUUCUACUUCGGAGGCGGCUGCCGUGCUGCAGAAGCCGCAUUAUCCCUCACUCCUGCUGCGCGUUGGGUGUUGCUGGGCUGGCCCACGCGAGCGGAGAAGUCAAUGUCGC